UCUCUUGUUUCCCCAUUCACAUUUCACCGCUCACACCUUCCCCACGAACUCAUUUCGAAAUGCACGUUGAGAAUAAAGUCGCGAUCAUCACCGGUGCCUCGUCUGGCCUGGGCAAAGCACUUGCAGAGCGUCUUGUCAGCAAAGGAGCCAAGGUCAUUCUCGGAGAUAUCGACAAGAAUGAUGGCCUCCGUCUCGCCAACGAAUUGAACCAGGGAAAGAAGGAAGAGGUUGCAUUCUUCGUCCAAUGCGAUGUGACCAAAUAUGACCAACAAGUCGCCCUCUUCGACGCCGCAAAGAAGCACUUUGGAGGCGUCGACAUUAUCGUUAACAACGCUGGCAUUGCCGAGAGCGCGCCUCUGUGGGAAGAUGAGAAGGGUCUUUGGAAGAAGGUCAUCGAUAUCGAUCUGUCCGCGGUGAUCGAGGGCACGCGCCUGGGUAUUCAGGCUCUCCAAAAGCAGGGUCGUGGAGGCGUGAUCAUCAACACGGCCUCACUUGCCGGAUUAUACCCCCAGGCCUUGACACCGGUGUAUUCGGCUGCAAAGUUUGGAGUCGUCGGACUUACGAGGUCGUUCAAGGAAUUUGACCCAAGCAUUCGUGUCAAUGCUAUUGCACCUAGCUUUGCACCCACCAAGAUCAUCGAGCCGCUCAAGGAAGUGCUUUCCAAAUUUCCUUUGGUUGCCGUAGAGACAGUUACAGACGCAUUUAUGUUGCUGAUCGAGGACGACUCGUACAGGGGUGAUAUUGCGAGGGUCACGCCUCAGUACGGCAUCAAUGUCUUGGGCAGAGCUGUUGGUGGCGAGGGCAAGGACAAGAAGGCCAAGCUGUAAAAAAAGACAUUGUGUUGAGGUUCAUGAAUGAGGAACCAAUAAAUACGUGAAUGAUCUAUUAUUUUUAAGACGAACGUACCUUGCGCUUCGAUCUAAUUAUUAUUCAUGUCGAGUAUUACUCUGAGGAAGUCUAUUCUGUGCGCAUGAAUAAAAGAUUUGACGCGAGCUAGCCUCAAUCAUAGUCGG
This is a messenger RNA of Gamsiella multidivaricata, 1013 nucleotides long. RefSeq lists its product as uncharacterized. Gene Ontology annotation, cellular component: cytoplasm. Gene Ontology annotation, molecular function: oxidoreductase activity, acting on the CH-OH group of donors, NAD or NADP as acceptor. The record is from RefSeq and is a predicted model, not a curated record. Lineage: Eukaryota; Fungi; Mortierellomycota; Mortierellomycetes; Mortierellales; Mortierellaceae. Bases 60 to 827 code for a protein of 255 amino acids. The transcript is spliced from 5 exons.